CGGAAGCCUGACGGACUUCAACCGGAAGCGGGACAAGUGCUAGCGUGCUACCGGCGGUAUAAUCCAACAAGAAAAUGUAUUAUUUGUAGCCUGAAGUUGAGGAAUAGAAUCCUUUUUAUUUUUGUCUUUCUCUAAGCCACGUUGCUGACAUUUAUCUUUACUGCAGUGGGGAGAGAUGGCAGUUGAAAAUUUCGUUUCAAAGACACUGGAGCUUCUGCAGGAAGAGAGGGAGGCUGAAAUAGAGGAAACAAGAGUGUGGAAGGAGAACAUCUCACUUAAAGAGCUUCAAAACAAAGGAGUGUGUCUGUUAAAACUUCACGUAGGAAGUCAAUCCACAGGCCUGUAUGGUCGCACAGUUGUUGUCCUUGAACCAAGGAAGUAUCUCGGCUUUUCUUCUCUUCCUAGCAAUAGCUUUGGACCUGGGGACAUAGUUGGAUUGUAUGACUCUGGUGGAUGCAGUGCGACGUCACAGAUCAGCACGGGUAUCGUGACGCGAUGCAGCCAGGCCUCGAUAAGUGUGGCUUUUGACGAAUCAAAGGAUGGGCUCAGUUUUGAUACAGAUGCUUUGUACAGCCUCUUAAAGUUGGCAAAUGAUGUGACUUAUAAACGAAUGAAAAGGGCUUUAAAUGCCUUAAAUGGAUACAACAAUGGACCGUCUGCCGAUCUGAUCAAUGUUCUCUUUGGAGAAGCCAAACCGUCUUCUAAUUCUCAACCAUGUGAUGUCAAAUUCUUUAACUCCAAUCUGGAUGAUUCCCAGAGAGAAGCAGUGACUUUUGCUCUGUCUCAGAGAGAACUAGCAGUGAUUCAUGGUCCUCCAGGCACCGGGAAAACUACCACGGUAGUGGAGAUCGUUCUGCAAGCUAUCAAACAAGGCCAAAAGGUUUUAUGCUGCGCCCCAUCGAAUGUGGCACUGGAUAAUUUAGUGGAGAGAUUAGCCCGGUGCAAGGCCAAGGUUCUAAGGCUCGGUCAUCCUGCUAGACUGCUGGACUCUAUCCAAAAACAUUCACUGGAUGCCAUCCUUGCCAAGAGUGACAACGCCAACAUCAUCGCUGACAUCCGCAGAGACAUUGACAAUGCUUUUCUGGGAAUGAAGAAAAACAAUGAAAAAGGAGAGCGGGGGAACCACAAGAGAGAAAUAGGCGAACUAAGAAAAGAGCUGAAAACAAGGGAAGCGACAGCCAUCACCCAGAUACUUAAAAGUGCCGAUGUCGUCUUAGCGACAAACACGGGCGCAAGUGACGACGGGCCUCUGAAGUUCCUGCCGGCCGAGCAUUUCGAUUGGGUUGUGAUUGACGAGUGUGCCCAGUCGCUGGAGAGUAGCUGCUGGAUUGGCCUGCUCCGAGCACGCAAGUGCAUUCUGUCUGGAGACUACAAGCAGUUACCACCUACUAUUAAAUCCCACGUGGCUGCUUCAAAAGGCUUGUCUCUUAGUCUUAUGGAGCGACUCAUCCAGAUGUACGGUGACUCAGUUGUGCGAAUGCUAACUGUCCAGUAUCGCAUGAAUAGUGCUAUCAUGGAAUGGGCCUCCAAAGAGAUGUACCAAGGAAGAUUGACAGCACACAGCUCAGUGCAAGCACACUUGUUAAAAGAUCUCCCUGGGGUCACAUGUGUUGAGGAAACAAGCACAGCUCUUCUUCUCAUCGACACAGCUGGCUGCGGACUGAUGGAAAUGGAGGUGGCAGAUGAGCAAUCCAAAGGCAACCAAGGGGAGGUUGACAUUGUAGAUCUGCAUAUUAAAGCCUUGACUGAAGCUGGGGUGAAAGCUAAAGACAUUGCUGUUAUUGCUCCUUACAAUUUGCAAGUUGACCUCCUGCGUCAGAAACUUUCUACAAGACAUCCAGAGCUGGAAAUCAAAUCUGUGGAUGGCUUUCAAGGCAGAGAAAAAGAGGCAGUGGUUUUGUCUUUGGUCCGGUCCAAUCGGAAAGGUGAAGUUGGAUUUCUGGCAGAGGACAGAAGAAUAAACGUUGCUGUCACACGCGCGAGACGUCACGUCGCCAUUGUGUGUGACACCCAGACUGUUCAGACUCAUUCUUUCCUCAAGACGCUGGUCAAUCAUAUCACUGAUUGUGGAGAGGUCCGAACAGCAUUUGAGUACUUACAAGACAUUGUACCGCAGAAUUACGUCCGUGACCACAAAGACACGAGACCUGACAACGAGAACGCGCAGAAAGUUGAAAGAAAAAAAGAAAGAAAGAAGAAAUCAAGUGGAACUAGCAGUAAAAAUAGCAACCAACAUAACAAUCCAAUGAAGUCACGUGUAUCAACGUUAAACGAGGAGGAACAGAAAAAAAAACGGGAAAGUGAGAUAAGAAAAAUGGUGGAAAACUUCCUUAAGAACCUCACUCAGAUGGAACUACAGUUUCCAGCGUCAUUCAACUCCCAUGACCGCCUGCUAGUGCACCAAAUCGCCGAAGAGCUGGGCCUCACGCACCAGAGUAAAGGUGAGGGGACAGAGAGAUGUAUCACUGUAUCAAGACCGGAGCAACCAAAACCACGAGAGGAGGAGGAAAGAAAAAAAAAUGACAAAGAGGGAACUUCCCAGGAGAAGGAUGUUCCUCAACAACCCCCGAAAGAGUUAUCACUAGAAAAUCCAUUGGAUUUAAAAAGUUUACAUUUAGAGCGGAUGCAGAGGGAACAGCAGAAAAGGGAAGAAAAUGCUCAACAAAAGAAGCAGCAAAAGAUCUCUGUUUCUACAAAUAAAUCCACUGUCACAAAAGGAAAGAAGCGAACCAAAGCUGGUGCAUGUGAAAUUGCAGCAGCUGCUUCUCCGAGCGACGACUUUGACGCCCUCAUCAACGCCGUGGUGAAGGCUGAGAGUGUGUGCAGUUUUGUCAAGUGUAAAGCUUCCGUGUUAACUCUCGGCCAGCUCUGUCUUUUCUGCAACAGGCAAUAUUGUCUCAGUCACCACAUACCAGAGGUUCACGGCUGUGGCGACAAAGCCAAGACACACGCGCGAAUGAGAAUAAGCAAGGAGGGGGUUCUUUACGCCGGCAGCGGGACAAAGGAUAAAUCAAUGGACCCUAACAAGAAAGCCUAUCUACACAGGAAACUGGACUCUAAACUUAAAGAUAUGGCAACACAGAGGAAAACAAAAAACAAAGACAUGGAUGGUUAACAACAGUGGAAUAAAUAGUGUCAGUUGUGCAAAGAAAUUUCUUGUUUUAUCCUUUUUUAUUUUGUAAACAAGAAGAUACAACACAAUGGACAGUUGGGUACUUUCAUCCACAUUAAAACACAAAAUAAUACAAAUGUUAGAGGCAGAUAAGUCAUGAUGCAAGCAUACUGUGUGGCAUUGAUAAAGCCAAAGUUACAACUGUAGACACGUAACUACAAGCAUACAUUAAUUUGGGUACCUUCUUUUUUUAUACAGUUGAGCCAGCUCUGACUGGUAAAUACAAUACCAGAAUUUCAUUUACUCUGGCUGUGCGAACAAUUUUGAACAGAAAGAUUUGAGAGGUAGUUUAUUUUUUCAAUGAUAGGCAUCCAAUACAUUUGAACUGGGUUGCCCUUGAAUGAGUUAAGUCAAAUUAAUGUCACAGAUUUCAGUAAACAGGGUAUACAAUAACUGACCGCAAAGUUAGGUACACCAGUGCAAUCAAAACGGAGCCGAAAAACAGCCGUGUCAACUAUUCUGCCUUUACAAAUAUACAGUUUGGAUACUGAGGCAUUAAUUUAACCCUGUGUUUAUUACAGUGGUUAUAAUUAGCAGUUUCCAUUGUAUAGAGAGGUGUUUCUAAUAUGUUUAUAAAAAGAAAUAAAUGUAACAAAUACCUAGGUUUUCACUGAAUAGUAUAAAUGUUCAAGUAAAUACAAAACUAGAUUUAGACAAGUCAUUGUAGUUGCUUGGCAUUCAAUUAAACAUGCAAUGUCUGACAUGCAGAGUUCUCAAUUCUAUUCAAGCUCACCAUUCUUCCCCUCUAAUAUAUUUAUUUAAAUAACUAAUCAAUUUACAAACAAAUACAUCGAAACAACCUGCAGAUUUCCUGUUCAAACACAUUUUCCUACACUAUGGAUGCAAGAUGCGGACAGAAAAAGGAAUUCCUAUGAAGAACUGUGCGUUGAUCCGGCUCCUUCAAUUCAGUGAAUAAGGAGAAAACAGC
This is a messenger RNA of Corythoichthys intestinalis (scribbled pipefish), 4100 nucleotides long. It is a transcript of the gene ighmbp2, whose product is annotated as immunoglobulin mu DNA binding protein 2. The record is from RefSeq and is a predicted model, not a curated record. Lineage: Eukaryota; Metazoa; Chordata; Actinopteri; Syngnathiformes; Syngnathidae. The transcript has 16 exons. Gene Ontology annotation, molecular function: RNA binding; 5'-3' DNA helicase activity; ATP hydrolysis activity. Gene Ontology annotation, cellular component: nucleus; cytoplasm. Bases 176 to 3115 code for a protein of 979 amino acids.